AAAAAAUAUAUAAGAAAAGAAGAGCAGAGGAUCUUAGGCAAGGCUAUAUAUAUUAUUGGCCACAUCAUGGAAUAGAAUUGUGAAGACAGAGAUCAGAGCGAGAAAGACAGAUAGAGCAGGGGUGACCUGACCUACUGAUCGAACACAAAUUAAGGAACAUAUAGACUAGAGAGAUGGCUGCUCGCACGGAUUUGCUUGGUUGCUUGCUUGUUGCCAUUGUAGCCGUGUUGCUACACCCUUCCGCAGCACAAUCGACGACCCAUGUAGUGGGAGACAGCUUGGGUUGGAGGAUUCCUCCUGGCGGCCCAAUCGCCUACUCCACCUGGGCUUCCAGCAACACCUUCAUGGUCGGUGACAUUCUCGUGUUCAACUUCACCACCGGACAGCACGAUGUGGCCGAAGUGACCAAGACAGAUUUCGAUAACUGCGAUGGGAGCAGCACCAUUGGUUCCGUGCAAACGACCGGCCCGGCAAGGAUCACACUCAACUCUCAAGGCCAGCACUACUAUAUCUGCACCUUCAACGGUCAUUGCGCAGUUGGUCAAAAGCUAGCCAUCAACGUCUUACCUUCCGGCAGCAGCACCACACCUUCAUCGUCAGGAAGCCCAACCUCAUCCCCAGCUCCCACGGCAGGAGGAUCCGCCCCUAACUCUGCCCCUGCUGUUGCUGUUGCCGGCAUCUCUGCCACUUUGUUGUCCUUCACUGUUGCCUUCUUGUUUUAGAUAUAUACACUAAUAACUAUUGUAGUUGUAGGCUGUUUUUUAUUUUUAUUUGUUAGAUUGUAUUCUCUUCAUACAUAUAUACAUACUACUACUUCAUUUAUGUGAUACGUGAUUGACUGUUGCAUUGUAUGUAUACAAUUGACAGAUUACGUUUUGUAUUGGAAAUAAUAAGGUUGUUUGAUUUUCAGCC
Nelumbo nucifera (sacred lotus) is the source of this 912-nucleotide messenger RNA. RefSeq names its product umecyanin-like. The record is from RefSeq and is a predicted model, not a curated record. Gene Ontology annotation, molecular function: electron transfer activity. Lineage: Eukaryota; Viridiplantae; Streptophyta; Magnoliopsida; Proteales; Nelumbonaceae. Gene Ontology annotation, cellular component: plasma membrane.